AUGGAGGGCGCCCAGGAGAACCCCGCAGAGUCUAGCUCCUCGGUCCUCAGGUCCGAAGAGCCUGCCAGGGGCCCCGAGGUGUUGCCUCCGGAGGAGUCGAAGAGCUGCUCCCGUUCCCUGGAGGCGGCCCCCAAGAAACUCUGUGGUUAUUUAAAUAAAUUUGGCGGCAAAGGGCCCAUCCGGGGUUGGAAAUCCCGCUGGUUCUUCUACGACGAGAAGAAACGUCGCCUGUAUUAUUCACGGACCGCGCAGGAUGCCAAUCCCUUGGACAGCAUCGACCUCUCCAGUGCGGUCUUUGACUGCAAGGCAGACGCCGAGGAGGGGACUUUUGAAAUCAAGACUCCCAGCCGGAUUAUUACCCUGAAGGCCGCCACCAAGCAAGUGAUGCUGUACUGGCUGCAGCAGCUGCAGAUGAAGCGCUGGGAGUUCCACAACAGCCCGCCUGCACCUCCCGUCGCCCCUGAUGCCACCCUGGCUGGGAAUGGGCCCGCCCUGCGCCUCGAGCUAGAGCAAGAGGAAGUGGAGCUGGAGGAGUUCCUGUGCCCUGUGCAAACGCCCCCUGGGCUCGUGGGUGUGGCAGCCGCCUUGCAGCCGGUGCCUGCCAUGCCCUUAGCCCUUCAGAAUAUUUCCCUGAAGCAUCUGGGAACCGAAAUACAAAACACGAUGUACAAUAUUCGGGGCAACAGGCAGGCCUCAGGAACAGGCCACGGACCUCCAGGGGAAGAUUCUCCACUGAGCGGGGAGCCUCCGAGGGCGGAGCAGCCUUUGCCCUCUGACCCCAGCACCCCAGAUCCAGCGGAUUCUCCAAAGCCUACGCCCAAGUCUUCUCUGACUGCCAAUCUCCUUCAGAAAGCCAAGCGCCAGAACAACACCUUCCCACUCUUUGCCGAAGGACUCACACGGAACCGAACUGCCCAGGAAAAAGUGUUGGCCUUGGAGCAGCAGGUUCUGAUGCUCACCAAGGAGUUAAAGUCUCAGAAGGAGCUGGUGAGGAUCCUGCACAAGGCGCUAGAGGCUGCCCAGCAGGAGAAGAGGGCGUCCAGUGCGUACCUGGCGGCCGAGGACAAGGACCGGCUGGAGCUGGUGCGGCACCAAGUGCGGCAGAUCGCAGAGCUGGGCAGGCGGCUGGAGGCCCUGGAGCGGGAGCGGGAGAGCCUGGCACAGACAGCAAGCCUGCAGGAACAGCAGGUGCGGGAGCUGCAGCAGCACGUGCAGCUGCUCAUGGACAAGAACCAGGCCAGACAGCAGGUCAUCUGCAAGCUCUCUGAGCAGGUCACCCAGACCUUCAUGCGCCCGCCUCCCCAGCCCUCUGUGCCCUCAGGGACUGCCGACAGAGACGUCCUGAGCCAGCAGGAGAAGAUGGAGCACCUGAAGGAUGACAUAGAAGCAUAUCGGACCCAGAACCGCUUCCUAAACUCCGAGAUCCACCAAGUCACAAAGAUCUGGAGAAGGGUGGCUGAGAAGGAGAGGGCCCUCCUGAUGAAGUGUGCCUACCUCCAAGCCAAGAACUGCCAGGUAGAGAGCAAGUACCUGGCGGGGCUGCGGAGGCUGCAGGAGACCAUGGGGAGCGAGGCCAAUGACUGCUCAGAGCUGCUGAGGCAGCUCAUCCAGGAGGCACUGCAGUGGGAGGCCAGGGAGGCCUCGGCAGAAGGCGUGGAGCUGAGCCCUAUCAGCGAGUAUGACGAGUAUGGCUUCCUGACGGUGCCCAACUACGAGAUGGAAGACCUGAAGCUGCUGGCCAAGAUCCAGGCACUAGAGGUGCACUCCCACCACCUGCUGGCCCAUGAGGCUGUGGAGCGGCCGCUACGGGAGCGUUGGGCUGCCCUGGGUGAUCUCACGCCCUCGGUCGAGCUCAAGCAGCUGCUGCGGGCAGGUGUGCCCCGAGAGCACCGGCCGCGUGUCUGGAGGUGGCUGGUCCACCUCCGCGUCCAGCACCUGUGGAGCCCCGGCCGCUACCAGGAGCUGCUGAGCCGGGGUCAGGCUCACGAACACCCUGCAGCCCGCCAAAUUGAGCUGGACCUGAACCGCACCUUCCCCAACAACAAGCACUUCACCUGCCCCGCCUCCAGCUACCCCGACAAGCUACGCCGGGUGCUGCUGGCCUUCUCCUGGCAAAACCCCACAAUCGGCUACUGCCAGGGCCUCAACAGGCUAGCGGCCAUUGCUCUGCUGGUCCUGGAGGAAGAGGAGUGUGCCUUCUGGUGCCUGGUGGCCAUUGUGGAGACCAUCAUGCCAGCUGACUACUACAGCAAGACACUCACAUCAUCCCAGGGGCCAGUAAGCCCUCCCUGGGACUCCUGGGAGGCUCUGGUGAGGUGA
This is a messenger RNA of Puma concolor (puma), 2319 nucleotides long. NCBI's taxonomy places the organism in Eukaryota, Metazoa, Chordata, Mammalia, Carnivora, Felidae. The record is from RefSeq and is a predicted model, not a curated record.